This is a messenger RNA of Rotaria sordida, 987 nucleotides long. The record is from the annotation of a GenBank genome assembly. NCBI's taxonomy places the organism in Eukaryota, Metazoa, Rotifera, Eurotatoria, Philodinida, Philodinidae.
AUGAGUAACAAUAGCCAUCAUCGAUUUACUCGUCUCGAAGAUUUCCCCAAUGAAUUACUAUUCGAUCUAUUUGAACAGUAUAUUUCGAUUUCUGAUUUGAAAUAUGGUUGGGUUGGUCUAAAUCAACGUAUCAAUUUUAUUCUAAAAUCAAUACAACUAUCUGCAUCAACUUCAUCAUCAACUGAUCAAAUGCUUCAUUUUUUUAAAGAUCAAAUAUACAGCAUCGCUGUAUCUUAUUCAUGUACAAGUUCUUUCACUGAUUUUCCUAAUUUACGCUCAUUAUCAUUUCAACAUGCAUCCAAUAAACAUUUGUCUGACAUACAAUCAAAUUUUAUUUUAUCGAAUAUUGUUCAUCUACGAAUGGAACUAUCACCAAAUAUGUUAGCAAAGACAUCAACUCAAUUUUUGGAAACAUUAUUUUCCAAUAAAUUUAGUUCUCUUCGUAAAUUAUGUAUAUUGAAUGAAUUCGAUUUUAGUAAUUCUAUAAAAUUCAAUUCAUGGGCAGGUUCAAUAUCACUUCGUUCAAUAAAUAUUAUCAUUUCAAAUAAUUUACAUAUUUAUUCGGCUCUUCUUAUUGCUUGUCCAAAUUUGGUGCGUCUUCAUUUAACUGUUUCAUUUAUAGAUAGGAAUUCGUUAACAACUUUUCAUCAUACAAAUCUUAAACAUCUUCAACUUCGUCUCAAUACUAGUGACUGGUCGUUUGAUAUGUUUGAACAAUUCCUCAUUUGUGUACCUAAUCUACAACGACUUGUCUUGCAACGAUUUAUUUGGAAUAUAGAGAAAUUCAAUCUCAACCUAGAAAACAUUCGCUUUAUUCGUAUUCUAAAUCAAUGUUUGACUUAUCUUCAUCGAUUCGAUUGUGAUAUCUUAUUUCAUAGUCGAGUAAACACGAUUGAUAUUAAUAACUUACGUCAGCUUCAUUCAUGUUUUACUCGUAUUCAGAUUGAACGUAAAAAUGAAAUUGACCGUCUGUAUACUAAUAACUAG